CUCUGUCUAGUCAUGUUGUCAUAAAAUAUAUUGUAUUUUAUGCCAAAGAAUACAUCCAAUGGUGGAACGGCAGUUUAAGGGAGAAUAAUUGCCGCUUGGUUGCGUAGCGUAUUUCUUCAGCAGAGUUCACCCAACGGCCACGUGCAUGUCUCAACAAACGAAUUGUCACGAUGUUGGUGGAAGCCAAACGAACAUUGUCUCUGCACGAAGUAUGCAUCUAUUAAAUGCCAUUGCAACUGCGAUCGCAACGUCCACGUAUGACAAUAGCGAGACACUCGGUAUCUAACUCACGCGAAUAAGAAUAAUACAGCAUCACCUAACAAAUUAUCAACAGAAUUGCUGAAAACAUCUCAAAAUAUUUUCAUACAAAUAUCAUUCAUGUCUUUCAGGGUGGACUUUUCCUUUAACCGUGCUUCCUACAGACUUAAACAUUUUGCCAAAUACAAAUUUAUAACAUGCACUGUUCUUAUUACAUUUUGAACAUGGCGAUUUAUCAUUUGUGUAUAAAAUAACUUUUUAUAAAAGAUCCAACUGAAAUGUAAAAACACUGAUGAGCAAUAAAGAACUGUAAUGGAUUUCACACUUGGUGUAAAUGUGCAAGUGUAAUGGAGAUAAUUAUUCUUAGCCUCGUGUGAUUUGUAUGUGAGGAUGAGGGAAAGUGUGUGUGAGUGCACACUCAAUUGUGUCACUGGCGUUUGAAAUGGCACCUUGGUGUUCAAAGUCGAGUCGGGUGGCCCAAAGUGAGCGUGUCCUAAAUCUAACAUGUCAGUGAAGGUUUUAAGAGUCGAGUGACGGAGAAAGCGGGACAAAGAGAACGAGACGGUUGGAUAGAAAAGACGGGCGCUUGGCAAGAAAGCUCACUGAAGCAGAGAUCUCCAACAUAUAAACUCUUGACACUUAUCAAAAACGCUUUGCAUGAAGGACAGAAUUCCAAACUCUGGAUGGAAACAUUUAAAAGCGAUCUGCAUUGCAGAUGAAGGAAACCAGGAAAGCUGCGAUUGCGUUUCCGGAAACUUCCGUUCAGUUUUACGGACGUGGAGCUUUGACAGACCAACAGGAUAGCUCUUUUCCGUGAAGAUUUGGAUAAUGGCAUGGUUUAAGACUCGUUCAUUGAUCUUUCUAAGGACUAGUCAACCAUGUCUACAACUCUGGCGUUUUAAGUGAAAAAAGAGCAGUCUGAGCAUUAACUUUGCAUCCAUUUACAACUGGACCUUGGACUUGCUGGAUUUGUAAAGAGAUGGUCCCCACCACUUCCCACUAAACCAUUGAGAUUUUUUUUUUGUUUAGCCUUUGUAGUUGUGCCAUUCUGUGGAUCAUGAGCUUGGUGGACAAUGCCAGCAUCCCUGUCCUUUCCAACUCGGGCAACAGUAGAACAGGAAGUGGCUCAAGCGGAGGUGGAACUGACACCAUUUGGGUAACUCCUCUUCUUGGUGCUACCCUGAUCACCAUGUGCAUCUUUGGUGUGGUGGGAAAUGUUUACACGCUGGGUGUGAUGCGCUCUGUGGUUUUGCGUCGCUCUGGUUCCAUGUAUGUUUUCAUUGUCAAUCUGGCAGCAGCUGACCUGCUCUACCUGGCCACCAUCCCAUUUGUGGUAUGCACCUAUUUUGUCCACGACUGGUUCUUCGGUGAGACUGGUUGUCGGGUUCUGCUUAGUCUUGACCUGCUCACAAUGCAUGCCAGUGUCUUUGCCCUUGUAGCUAUGAGCCUGGAACGUUACCAUGCCGUGGCAUCGCCAUUCCGUGCUCGUCGCUCUGCCACUGACUCCACCCGACGCCACUGGCUUGCAGCUCUUGCCAUCUGGGGUGCUGCUUUAGCGCUUACACUACCCAUGAUGAUGAUGAUCAGGCUGCGAGAGGGGCGUCCAGGAGCCUCCGGUCUCAUCAAGCGCAUCUGCUUUCCCACAUGGACUCCUGAGGCCUUCAAAGCCUACCUCACUAUUCUUUUCUUCACGAGCAUGUUGGUGCCAGGGCUAGUCAUGGUCGUGCUGUAUAUAGGGUUGGCACGACGCUACUGGGUAAUGCAGUCCAACCUCACACAUGGAGCAGCAGGAAACAAGAAGAGCAUCUGCCUUUCGACCUCUUUUUGCCCCUCUAGGCGGAAAAGGCUUAAGCACAAGGUGGUGUGCAUGAUCUUCAGCAUCGUGGUGGCCUAUUGGGCAUGUUUCCUGCCUUUUUGGGGCUGGCAGAUGGCCAAACUGUUCUCACCCGAAUCCCUGCGCUCAUUGACACCUGCCACGCACACCUAUGUCAACUUCUUUGUUACGUGCCUUACAUAUGGCAACAGUUGUGUGAACCCGUUGCUCUACACGUUGCUCACCCGCAACUAUAAAGACUACUUGGCACAAAGGGGACUGGCCUCAGGCUCCUGCCGUAUUGACCAGGGCUCAGGGUCAGGGAUCAAUGAUCUGGAGAUGAAAUCAUCCCUGAGGUGAAUGGCUGACAUGGAUAAUUUCCUAAUGUUAUACCACAACCACAUUUGGUUAUAUCACAUGUUCCCAACUCUGGUCCUUGGGCACAAAGGCUAAAAUGUACUACAGGGUCAGUGGGUUCUCCAAGACCAGGGUUGGGAACCUGUGGGUUAUGUGACCAUAUAGAGCAGUAAUUAUGAACCCUGGUCCUGUAGCCUACUUGAUCUGAAUCAAGUUGCUCAAACUCACCUAAUUUGGCGAAUACACGAAUUACCAGGUCUGUUGCAAGCAGGUGUUUAGUGCAGGAGUAUUCAAGUCAUAUGAAGUUCAACACAGUAGAAGGGCACCAAAUACAAUGAUUGGGAACCAUUGCUACAUAGAUUAAGCAAUAACUUGAGCGACACCCAGAUCGCUUUAAAUCAGUUUAACGUUUUUUGACAAAUGUUGGUAUGUAAUGGACAUCUGAUGUGAUGGACGGCUGAUGAGUUCAAUAACUUGCAUGCUACAACCUUCUGAACAUGUACA
Molecule: messenger RNA, 2932 nt
Organism: Neoarius graeffei (lesser salmon catfish)
Lineage: Eukaryota; Metazoa; Chordata; Actinopteri; Siluriformes; Ariidae
Gene: uts2r4
Product: urotensin-2 receptor 4
Exons: 1
Coding region: 1316-2431 (371 amino acids)
Biological process (GO): neuropeptide signaling pathway; blood vessel diameter maintenance; regulation of blood pressure
Cellular component (GO): membrane
Molecular function (GO): urotensin II receptor activity
Source: RefSeq, a predicted model, not a curated record